CCUUUUAGUAUUAGACGAGCCAUCGAGUAUCAAAGAUGCAAAAAUCAAAAGACAAGGCAAACACAGCCAAUCAGAAAUUCUACUCGACAGACUAUGAAUACCAGAAAAACGUGAAUCUGAGCAUUGAAUACAAUCGUUGGUUAUUAAAACCAAUGGGUGUUUGGCCAAAUUCGUAUACAUUACGAUCGAAAGAUUAUCUGUAUUGGCUUAUAAAUAUCGUCUGUUACUCUUUAAUCAGUUUCCUCUUCAUUCCUUGCACGCUAUAUCUGUUCCUUGAAAUUGAAGAUUUUUACGGCAAACUGAAACAAUUCGGUCCUUUGAUCUUCUGUAUGAUGGCAUUCGUAAAAUAUUAUUAUCUAAUUGCCCACAAAACCGAUAUUCGCGAAUGCGUGGAAAGGAUCAAGUGGGAUUGGAAGAACAUCACAUACGCAAAAGACAAAGAGAUCAUGAUAACUUAUGCGAAUUUUGGACGAAAGCUGGUGGUCGUUUGUACGUUUUUCAUGUACAGUGGCUUCGCCUUUUAUUACAUCGCCAUACCGAUCAGCGUGGGCAGAGUCAAAACGGAUAAUCUCACCUUCAUCCCUUUGGUGUUCCCUUUCUCGAGAUUCAUCGUCGAUACCCGUUACAGCCCGACCAACGAAAUUGUAUUUUCCAUCCAAUUGAUGGCCGGUGCUUUGAUGCAUGGAAUCACAUCGGCUGCUUGCAGUUUAGUGGCUACAUUUGCGGUUCAUGCUUGCGGCCAGAUGCAGGUGUUGAUGAACUGGUUGCAACAUUUGAUAGACGGCCGAUUGGACAUGGACGAGCGUUUGGAUGGUAGAAUCGCGGACGUCAUAUGCCAACAUGUUCGAGUCCUAAAAUUUUUGGCGCUUACCGAAAAAACUCUACAGCAAAUUUCUUUCACCGAGUUUUUGGGUUGUACGCUAGAUAUAUGUCUGGUUGGAUAUUACGUUAUUAUGGAAUCGAAAUCGAAUGAUGUCACGAGCGUAAUAACCUACGUAAUUUUACUUAUAUCACUUACGUUCAAUAUUUUUAUAUUUUGUUAUAUAGGCGAGAUCGUUGCUGAAGAGUGUAGGAAAAUUGGCGAAAUAUCGUACAUGAUCGAGUGGUACCGAUUGAUGGGGAAUAAAAAGCUUUUUUGCAUUUUAAUCAUCGCAAUGUCUAAUUCCUCGAUAAAAUUGACAGCUGGAAAUAUCGUGAAUUUAUCUAUCAGCACGUUUACCGAUGUGGUUAAGACAGCGGUAACUUAUUUAAACGUACUUCAAAAAACAACUUGAAAAUUUCUAAGUAUGUUUUUUUAUAUUCAUUGAUGUGCGUGUUUAAAAAAUCUUUACUGUUAUAUACUCGUUUUAUAUUUGUGCUUUUUAUACAUGUUGUUCCAAAUAAUGAGUGAUUGUUGAUUGUCUUGAAUGUUGAACAUUUUUUCUAUCAUUUAAAAGGAUGUAAAAAAUCAUGUUUUAUAAUGAUGUUAAUAAUAAAAAAAUG
This is a messenger RNA of Apis florea (little honeybee), 1482 nucleotides long. RefSeq names its product odorant receptor 10. The record is from RefSeq and is a predicted model, not a curated record. Gene Ontology annotation, molecular function: olfactory receptor activity; odorant binding. Gene Ontology annotation, cellular component: plasma membrane. Gene Ontology annotation, biological process: sensory perception of smell; detection of chemical stimulus involved in sensory perception of smell. NCBI's taxonomy places the organism in Eukaryota, Metazoa, Arthropoda, Insecta, Hymenoptera, Apidae.